GCAAAUGUUCGAAACGAGACAAAAUGGCGGAUGACAGGAAAUGCACUUCGUCCUUUACAUAAACUCUCUUAUUCCAAAGGAUUUAUACGAUUGUGGAAUUAGCUAUGAAAGUAGAAACAACAGAUGAAGCACAACGAUGACAAAAGGAAGAAUUUGUUCUUCUUCUAGAGAAUCCACGCCGUCUAAGAUAGCCGUCAGACAAACCAGCCAAACUGAAAGACUGAAUAUUAUGGCACAGAAGUUGAAGGUCUCAUUAACCCCUUGUGAUCUGAUCAGUGAUAUUGACUGUGGUAAUAUUACUUCUGAAAUAAAGGAGACAUUUGAAAACCAGGUAUGCUCUUCUCCUGAGAAAAGCAUUGAUUGUCAUAACAUGCCAAAUGGCAAGGAGACAAGUCUAAAAACAACUGAUCAAGAGCACAAUGGUGCCGUUGAUGUAAGUGAAGGAAAUACUCUUAAAAAGGAUCUGGGAUCACCUAGUGGUUUUAUGCCAGUCAGCUUUUAUGGAUCAAGAAGCCAAAAUGCAACUCCUAGGAUAAAGUUGUUUGUUCCAAAAGAUCACAAGAAAUUAAAUGUGAAAAGUCAAGACUUGAUGAAUGAUAGUCCUUCUGGUAUUAAAAGAAAGUCCAAGAAGCAAACUUGUUCAACAGCAGUGAAGAGAAAACAUAAGACAGCUAGCAUUGUCAAACAAAGCAAAUCUGGUGGUAGAAAAGAGAAAUUGGAGUCAAAUACCCAAGAAAAUGGGAUUCAAGUUUAUGAGAAUGGAACAUUGCAUAACGUUGAUAACAGUGGCAAAAGCAAAGAUAAAACAGAACCCUGUGAAACAAUGAUAAUUGAAGUAAAAGAGAGGGAAGGAAGCACCGGUGAUGGAGCUGACUGGUCAGCUAAGUUACAUUAUGACUCCGACAUAAAUGGGGUUGAUUCAGUUAGUGGCAAAUCAAGUCCAACUUUGCAGAAAUCUGCGGCAAGUGAGAUUGAAUCUGUUUGUUCCGAAUCAAGUCUUUGCAGUGGACCAGGGUCUGUGUUGGAUGGUCUGUAUUUAAGAAAAAGUGGCAAUGAAUACUUCUUUUCCAAUUCUGUUGUCAGUACUUCAUCAGAAGAACAUCUUCAAUCAUGUAGUGAUGACACUGGCAGUGAAAGAACAGUUACUACAGGUUUAACAAAUGGUGUAUUGCCUGACCCGUCCUACACUGAUCAAAAUGGAAGUUUGACGGGGAAAAUGUCUGCAAGUCAUCACACUGAUGACUGUCACAUGAGCUUGUUGCUUUCAAUGCCAUCACCAGACACUAGUGAGAGCGAUUUUACACUGAAACUUUCCGACCAAGAAGCAGAAUCAAGCUCAUCCAAAAGUUCUCCUGAACAUCAAGCAUCUAUAAUGAGAUACUUUAAAAGUGUGUCGGGUCCUAAGUGUAAAACUGUCCUGAUUGCAAAUGGUGCAUCCUCCUCAUCCACACUUCCAGCAGAAAAUUCUCCAGGGACCAAAAACAGGAUAACUCCUAAAAAGAAAAAGAAAGCAACAAAGCAGGAACAAAUGUAUUUGGAUUUGGGUCAGAAAGACUUUGGUCAUGUGACAUGCCCCACCUGUGGCAUGGUGUAUACCAGAGCUCAGCCAGAUGAUGAAGCUGCUCACAUCAGACACCACAAGAGCUUUGUUAGCGGUUUGAGGUUCACUGGCUGGAAGAAUGAGUGUGUUGUGAAGGAGUAUCAUGACGGUAGAGUGAUCAUGGUCAGCCCUGAUAAUCAUCCUCUUCACCUUAAAAAGGUGGAAGAAGUUCGCAAAGUUGUCGACAGUGAGUUAGGCUUUGUUGCUGAUGUACCUUAUAGAAGGUCUGGAGCUAAGACGUUUCUUUUUAUUACCACGAAAAAAGUUGUUGGUUGUUCUGUAGCAGUUCAAAUUGACCAGGGUUAUCCUGUUUUGCCUUCACCUGGAGAAUCUUCAACCCCAGAAAAACAGAUUGCCGCCUGGUGUUGCAGUACCACCCCUCAGUCAGCUCAGUGUGGCAUCAGCCGAAUCUGGGUCCACAGUCAGUACAGGCGGAAGAAGGUUGCAACUCGAUUGCUCGAUUGUGUUAGGAUGAACUUCAUUUACGGCUGUAUUAUUCCCAGAGAACUUGUCGCGUUUUCAGAUCCCACACCAGACGGCAAGCGGCUUGCUAAAAGUUACGCCGGCACCUCACAGUUCCUUGUGUUCAGAUAGCUUUGCACUGGUUGCAUUUCAAAUGCCUGAUUCGUGAAGCUUGGAAAUGUCCCCGAAUGUACAUCAUUGUACUUUGUAUUACCGUGUAAACGGUGUUCAGUCUUGGAGACAACUUUCGUUUUCGCUAAAUCUUCGCAGGAGCACUGUCUAGCUUCGGAAUCCUAUUCUUUACUUGAAAUCUAGUACGAACCUUCCGUUUCGUCGGAAAAUUAGGCUGAUUUAGCAAGAGAACGGGAACGUCUCUUGACGACGGCGCGCG
This is a messenger RNA of Orbicella faveolata, 2453 nucleotides long. RefSeq lists its product as uncharacterized. Lineage: Eukaryota; Metazoa; Cnidaria; Anthozoa; Scleractinia; Merulinidae. Gene Ontology annotation, biological process: mitotic sister chromatid cohesion. The record is from RefSeq and is a predicted model, not a curated record. Gene Ontology annotation, cellular component: chromatin; nucleus. Gene Ontology annotation, molecular function: protein-lysine-acetyltransferase activity.